CAUACAAGCAAAGUCCAGGAACAACACCGCCAACAUGCCUCAGAACGAGUAUAUGGAACGGUGGCGCAAGCUGCACGGCCGCCGUCUCGAUCAUGAAGAACGAACCCGCAAACGCAUUGCCCGUGAAGGCCACAAGGCCUCGCAAGACGCCCAGAACCUGCGCGGCCUGAGAGCCAAGCUGUACCAGAAGAAGCGUCACAAUGAGAAGAUCCAGAUGAAGAAGGCCAUCAAGGCCCACGAGGAGCGCAACGUCAAGACGGCCGACGAGAAGGAGCCCUCGCAGCCUCUGCCCUCGUACCUGCUCGACCGAUCCAACCCCUCCACGGCCAAGGCCCUUAGCAGCGCCAUCAAGAACAAGCGUGCGGAGAAGGCGGCCAAGUUCAGCGUGCCCCUGCCCAAGGUGCGAGGCAUCAGCGAGGAGGAGAUGUUCAAGGUGGUCAAGACGGGCAAGAAGACGCACAAGCGGGCGUGGAAGCGUGUCAUUACGAAGCCGACGUUUGUGGGACCCGACUUUACGCGACGAAACCCCAAGUACGAGCGUUUCAUCCGCCCCAUGGGUCUGCGUUACAAGAAGGCCAACGUGACGCACCCCGAACUGGGCGUUACCGUGCAGCUUCCCAUCAUCAGCGUCAAGAAGAACCCCCAGAACCCGCUGUACACGCAGCUGGGUGUUUUGACCAAGGGUACGAUUCUCGAGGUCAACGUCAGCGAACUGGGUCUGGUCACGGCCGGAGGAAAGGUUGUUUGGGGCCGAUAUGCGCAGGUCACCAACGAGCCGGAGAACGAGGGAUGUGUGAACAGUGUGCUGCUGGUCUAAGGGUCGGAGACGAACAAGAGAGGUUUUUGGAAUGGGGGAUUAUUUUUUUGACAAUGGACCGUGGCUGUCAAGGUGCAUGUAUUGGCGUUUUGGGCGUUUGGUACAUACGAGUGCUUGAUGCGAGAAAAGGAGACACCAGUUAGAAGGGCAGAUUAGGAAGCGUAUAGAGUCUUCCGAGGAUAUCAGUGUACUCGUCCUCUGCGAGAAAAAGGUUAAAAACUUUGAGAGGAUCCGCACAUAGAAGCAAGCCAAUAAUACGAAGACGAUUCUCAAUGUU
Trichoderma virens Gv29-8 is the source of this 1094-nucleotide messenger RNA. RefSeq lists its product as uncharacterized. The transcript has 2 exons. Lineage: Eukaryota; Fungi; Ascomycota; Sordariomycetes; Hypocreales; Hypocreaceae. The record is from RefSeq and is a predicted model, not a curated record. Gene Ontology annotation, cellular component: preribosome, large subunit precursor; nucleolus. Gene Ontology annotation, biological process: maturation of LSU-rRNA; maturation of 5.8S rRNA. Bases 35 to 817 code for a protein of 260 amino acids.